AUGCCGCGGGGGGCCGCCCGAGGACAGGACCACCCCCAGUUUGCACAUGGGGAAAUUGAAGCCGAGAGCAAGACUGAGCCGACCGCCUCACACCCGCCUGAAAGUCUGACCCUAAGGACCGCUGACCCCGGGCCCCGGCCGGCCAGCAACAUCGACCUAAAGGCUCCAGGGGAGAAAGAGAGCCUUGAGUUUUUUGGGGGCCUCGUCAGGAGGAAGUGGUUGGGCGGUCUUCUGCGCGUCUUGCCCACCGCCCGCAGCGCGCCGGGUCCCCGCGAGCGCCUUCUUUUAACCGCGCUGCAGCUGCAGCAGCGCCGGUUCCGUACCACGUGCCCAGUCACGCCCCCGGCGCGGGACCGCCUCCCACCGCCCCGCCGCCCCGCCCACCAAUCACGCGCCUCUUCCGGAUGCCAGGAGUACCGGGGCGGGGUGCUGGUGGGGGACCUCUGCGAGGACCUGUGUGUGGCGGGGACACUGAGCUACCAGCGCUGUCUGUACUACGAGAGAGGCAAGAAGGUGCUGCAGGCCGACUGGCGUGGCCGGCCCGUCAUCCUCAAGUCCAAGGAGGAGGCCUUCUCCAGCUUCCAGCCGCUCAGCCUGCCGGACGACACGGCCGAGGACGGCGGCCAGGACUUCCCGGAGGCCGAGCUGCUGCUGGUGGUGGCCGGUGAGGUCAGGAACGCCCUGGGCCUGGAGCUGCCCAACGGCAGCCUGGGGCCGCUGUGGCCCCGGAGGCACGGCCGUCGCUGGCUGGGCCAGCUGGCCACCCUGUGGUCCCUGGUCCAGCAGGAGGAGUUCGUCCUGUUCAGCCUGCUGCAGGACCUGAGCCGGCACGCCCCGCCCGUGCUGGGCUCCUGCGGCCACUUCUACGCGGUGGAGUACCUGGCCGCGGGCAGCCCCCGCCACAGGGCCCUCUUCCCCCUGGACGGGGCCGCAGGCGCCCCCCGGGGCGGCCGGGGCCAGGCCAAGGCCAUCAGCGACAUGGCGCUCAGCUUCCUGGACAUGGUGAGCCAUUUCGACGAUGACUUCUCCCACCGCCUCCACCUCUGCGACAUCAAGCCCGAAAACUUUGCCAUCAGGAGUGACUUCACGGUGGUGGCCAUCGACGUGGACAUGGCCUUUUUUGAACCCAAAAUGAGGGAAAUUCUCGAGCAGAAUUGCACGGGGGAUGAGGACUGCAAUUUCUUUGACUGUUUUUCAAAGUGUGAUCUGCGAGCCCACAAGUGUGGAGCGGAAAGAGUCAACAGCAACCUGCAGGUCGUCUGUGACAAGAUAUUCCGCCACUGGUUCUCCUCCAGUCUCAGGACCUCGGCCGUCUCCGUCCCGCUUCAGCUACAAUUGCGGGAUGCGGUCCAGGAAUGCGCAGACCCUCGGGGCACCUCCGGCAGCGCCCCGGGAGCCGCCCCUGACGUGUUCUGGAAGCUUCAGCGCCUCCUUCAAGCCACACAGAGGGAACUGCAGGAGGCAGAGAAGUAG
Messenger RNA from Puma concolor (puma), 1473 nucleotides. The record is from RefSeq and is a predicted model, not a curated record. Lineage: Eukaryota; Metazoa; Chordata; Mammalia; Carnivora; Felidae.